GGUGUUGCAAAUCCCCCAGUUUCCUGGAUCUCGUGCAUAAAAACCCAGCGCCUGGAAUGGUGAAAGGCAACAGCUGAGAGAAACUCCGAAGAGUCACAAUGGCUUCCACUACAUUCCUGACUCUGCCUUCUGGCAAGAAGAUGCCGCAGCUGGGCCUGGGCACCUGGCUGGUAAGCAAAAAAGGAUGCUUUGCUCAUCUAAAUUGUUGUUCCUCUCUCGCUGUCAGGAAACUGGGUGGGAAGCUGAGAGCCAGACCUCAAAACUUUCUCCAAAUUUAGGGAUGGCUAUGGGACUCACUUGAGAGAAAUGCAAUUUUCCUCAGUCAGUGGCAGUUUGUUUUAUUUAUUUACAAAGGCAUUUACAUACCACUAUCCAGAAAAGGUAUCGGAGCCAUUUACAACAAUUGAAUGUUAAACCACACAAUCAAAACCACAUUUUAAAAAGUUUAAAUCAGAAAUCGGUGAACUGUUUUGGAAAUAUGGAUUCUUAAUUGCCUUGCAUAGGCCUGGCGGGAAAGUAAUGUUUUCAGCAGGCACUUAAAAGUUGGCACAGAAGGAACCUGCUGAAUCUCUUGUGGCAGAGAGUUCCACAGCACCAGGCCAAUGAGACUAAAGGCUCAGCUCCUUGCUGUUGUCAGGUGGACCCCACCAACUUGAGGAAUGGCCAGUGAUGUUCCUGCAGAUGAUCUCAGUGAUCGAGCUGGGAUUUGAGGGUUCAGGAGGUUCCUGAGGUACUCUGGACCUAAGUUGUAUGGGGCUUUGUAGAUUAAUACAAGGACCUUGAACUUGGCUUGGCAGUAGAUGGGGAGCCAGUGCAAAUGCUUGGGGGGGGGAUUAGGAAUGGAAAGAGGGCUCUUGUGCUCAUUCCCCACUUGUGGGUUUCCUAGAGGCAUCUGGGAGAAUAGGAUGCUGGACUAGGUGGGCCAUUGGUCUGGUCCAGCAGCCACCAUCUUCUUACUUAUUAUUUUAUUUACUGCAUUUAUACCCCCCCUUUAUCUACGGAGCUCAAGGUGGCAGAGCGUGGUUCCCCCUCUCCUCAUUUAACCCCCACGGCAACCCUGCAAGGUAGGUUAGGCUGAGAGGUAGUCACUGCCCCCCAAGGUCACCCAGUGAGCUUCAUGACCGAGUGGGGAUUCGAACCCAGGUCUCUCGCAGGUUCUAGUCCAACACGCUAACCAUUACACCACGCUGACUCUCAAGUUCUUACCUAGAGCUGCAAUCUCUUGUGGGUGGUGAAGGGAUGAGCUAGCUGCGAGGGAAACUGUUUUCUGUUAAUAAUUUUAAUAUUUCUUGUAAACUACUUGGAAGCUUUACUGUAGUCAAGCGGUAUAUAUAUAUAUAUAUAUAUAUAUAUAUAUAUUAUUUUAUUUUUAAAUGAUUUUUAUAAUCUUGCAGGCCAGAAGUUAGCCAUCCCUGUUCUGAACUUUGGAGGGAGGAGAGAGACUUCUGAGUUUAGCAAAUAAGUUGACUAAGAAAAAAUCAGGAUGGUUUAUUGUAGGAAGACAGAGCUUUUACUCCUUUCUAAACUCUGCUACAAGAUUCAAUAGAUGCCACUAGCUUAGACAGCUUUGGGUAAGAAACCCCCCCUUCCCCCAAAUUCAUGAAGGAUGGUGGAGCUUCCAGGUUCAGGGACCGUCUACCUUUGAAUACUUGCUGGGAGGAAAGGAGAAAGGAGGUUUGCUGCCUUCAUGCAUGUUUAUAGGGCAGGGUGGGGGGCACGGGAGAUGAGUUUAUGGAACGAAGGAUCCAGUGGCCCAAAAAAGUUUGGGAACCAAUGGUCUGAAGUUUAAUCCCAUCCACCCCCAAUCUCCAAAGUGGGGGUCAGUGGCAGCUGGGAAUCCUAUCUCUAAUGCCCAAAGCAUGAUUUUGCUAGUGAGCACAGCUUAGCAGUUCCCAUGCUAUUGACACUCAUUUUGAGCUUUUGAUAACAGGUGACAAAGAACUUUCUUAGUGGUCCUUUAACCUAAAGAACAAAAUGCUUUGUGGUUUUUAAUGAUAACAGUGCAGGGGGGGGGCACUGCAAAGCAAAACAAAUGCGCUUUGGGAGUUGGCUUACGAGCAUGCCCCUGUUUUCACUCUGGGUUGUAAGAGCCCUCGUUCCUCAAUCAGAUGCCCUCUGCCUGUUUGGAGGACUAAAACACCCCUCCAUUGCUAGCCAUCCUGGCCCUGCCAGAUGGGUCUGUUGGAAGCUGGGGCUGCAAUUGUAACCACCGUUAUAAUUAUCCAUAUCCUUUUCCCCGGGCUGGGACUCAAAGUGAUUUGCCCAAAUUAAAAUGACACAGAUAAAAGACAAAAAGCUUGAAAGUUAUAGAAGACAAUCAUUGAAAACUAACCAAGCUCUAAAACGAACUAUUAAAAUGCAAAAUAAAAUAAAAUAAAAUAAAAUAAAAUAAAAUAAAAUAAAAUCCUUCCAGUAGCACCUUAGAGACCAACUAAGUUUGUUAUUGGUAUGAGCUUUCUUGUGCCUGCUCAUACCAAUAACAAACUUAGUUGGUCUCUAAGGUGCUACUGGAGGGAUUUGCUUGUUUCGACUACGGCAGACCAACACGGCUACCUACCUGUUAUUAAAAUGCAGAGGUUAAAAACAGUACAGGACUUCUGGGUCAUAGCUGUCAACUUUCAGAUUUGAAAAUAAGGGAUCAGCAGCCUCUCCUGUCCCGGGGACAGUCUACGGGAUAUCUAACAAUCCGGCAUAGCAGCGGGAAGCAGCAGGAAACGGCGCUGGAAUAAGGGAAUUUCCCACAAAAAAAGGGAAGGUUGACAGCUAUGAUCUGGGUGGGGGGUGCCCAGUUGGGAAAAACUGUUCUAGAGGGGGAAACAGGCCCCUCCCAGGCCUGCUGCAUUCGGGGCAAAUUGGCAACUUUCGCCAGCCCCAUCUUGCCCCUCAGCAUCUCUCCCAUCCAGAAGAGCCAGACCUUUGCAGGUGGGAGGAGUCCGUUGGCUGGACGGAGAGAGGAAAUCAGAAACAUUUCGCUCUGGAAAUCUUAUCCCAUCCUGGUCAGCCAGGAAGCGCCUUGGGGCAAGGCAGGGGAAGGCGAGGAGAGGAACCAGCGGCUGGCCACCUUCCUUGUCCGACAGAAAGGCCCCUUCUUCGCCCCAGGCGACCAAGCCCCAGCUGAGCUUGGGAACAACCACCCUCCCUGUCUCCCGUCCUUUGGGGGAAGGAACAGCCAAGCACAGCAUUGCAGAGGAGGCACAUCAACACCCCUGUCAGCUGGCCGUGACCCCAACAAAUAUUACCAUGAUUUAUAUAAUUGUAAAGUUGGAAAGAAUCCCAAGGGUCAGCUUAGGCAAGCCGCUCAGAAUGCAGUUAGAUGGCACUUAUAUCGUGACCAAAGCUGUUCCAACAACCCUGUGGGGUAGGCCACAUUGUCCCCAUAACUUUUCUUUACGCUUUAAAUCCUCCAGCAGGCAUAUCCAAAGUCGGUUUCAGGGGCCUAAUCUGGCCCACCAGUCGUUUAAUCUGGCCCCUGUGGCAGUUUAUUUCCUGGGGUAAAAUCCUACAAAAAUCUCAACAACUUCAAUCCUCAAAAAAAAAAAAAGGUCAACAACUUUGGUUGGACCUCAUGGCUCUUCACUUCAUCAAAUCUGGCCCUCUUUGAAAAAAGAUUGGACACCACUGUGGGAACAAAAGGCAGUUUCUCUCCUAGGCUUUUCUACCCCUGUGGGGUAGAAGGGGGGGGCAGGCAUCCCACCUCCAAUACUGAAGAUAGCACAUGCCCACCAUGGCUGGCAGACACUGGUCCUCUCAUUUGCCAUGAAAUUGCUCAAUGAAGUUGAAUUAGCCUGACCUAAGGUGCUUUGUGGGACGCAGGUGGCACUGUGGGCUAAACCACAGAGCCUAGGACUUGCCAAUCAGUGGUUCGAAUCCCCGUGACGGGGCGAGCUCCCAUUGCUCGGUCCCUGCUCCUGCCAACCUAGCAGUUUGAAAGCACGUCAAAGUGCAAGUAGAUAAAUAGGGAAGGUAAAUGGCGGGAAGGUAAAUGGCGUUUCCGUGCGCUGCUCUGGUUCGCCAGAAGUGGCUUAGUCACGCUGGCCACAUGACCCGGAAGCUGUACGCCGGCUCCCUCGGCCAAUAAAGCGAGAUGAGCGCCGCAACCCCAGAGUCAGCCAUGACUGGACCUAAUGGUCCCUUUACCUUUAAGGUGCUUUGUGGCACAAGGCAGGCAUCUCUUUCAGGCCCAGGCUGCUAGUUUUUAUAGUGGAGGGUGUCUGAUAUACAGUGGUACCUCGGGUUAAGAACUUAAUUCGUUCUGCAGGUCCGUUCUUAACCUGAAACUGUUCUUAACCUGAAGCACCACUUUAGCUAAUGGGGCCUCCCGCUGCCACCGCGCGAUUUCUUUUCUCAUCCUGAAGCAAAGUUCUUAACCUGAGGCACUAUUUCUGGGUUAGCGGAGUCUGUAACCUGAAGCAUCUGUAACCCAAGGUACCACUGUACACCAUAAAAAUAAUUUCAGGGCAGGCUGCAUCAUUAAACUAUAUAAAGUCAGCAAGAACAACCUUAUGAAAUCUAUAGGACACAACAUAAAAUAAAGACCACCAUUCCUCCCUUGGUCAUCCUGUGAUAAAUAGGCCAUUCUUAAUUCAAGAAGAAACUCUGGCGGAAGAGGGAUGUUUUAGUCUGGGUUCUUCAGUAAAUGGGCUCCUUGCCCCCCCAGCUCAGCAUAAUUCACGCCAGCCACUCCUCUCCCCUCCUUGCCAGAAUACCAAUUUCCUUUGUUUACACAAACACAAAAUUUCUUCCAGUCGGCGUAAACCUGGCUCCGGGCAGGACUUCUUUCAGGACAAAAAAACAAACCCACUUAUGUUCUGACUUUGAGAACAGCGUAACGCGAAGCAGACGUCUUGCCUGCUUGGCAAAUUGGCUCGCUGGGACAUCCGAAAAAGAGAGAAAGAGGGUCUUCUUAACAAAGACAUCAGAGAAUGGCAGCAGCUUUGGGGCAGUUUUUGGUGGGCAGGCUUAGGGUAACAGGGACUGGGCGUGAUGUGAGUUGAACUAUGGUUUGUGGACUACAGUCGACUCAACGCCAUCAGUUCCAUAAUGAAGAUAGGCAGCAUAGAAAUGAACUUAAAUGAAAUAAAUAUGUAAAAGGAUUAUGGGGGGGGGGAGGGGGACCAUUUUGAGGCAGAGGGUCAGAUUACCUGAAUGGAAUAGGGAUAGACAGGGUCAGAUCCAAAAGUGGUUGUGGCCACAUUCACACAGCCAUACACAUUCCCAGUACACAAACACACACACACAAUGGGUAGAGUUAGUGAGUGGUUUCUUGGGUUUCGGUGACAUUCAGAGAACAGUGGUUUAUUCAAUGCUUUUAACUUUAAGCUACUGCAAAGUUACAGAGCUGGUAAAUUCUAAUCUGUUUAAGCACCUUAUUAAAAAAAUAUAUGCAAAAGAAGAAUGAAUUAUACAAAAUUUACAAUGGAGAGGAAAAAGCCAGAUGUACAGAGUUUGCAAAAAAAGGUGUUCCAAAAGGCAAUAAACAAUAUCUAUUUCACAGUAAAUCUAUACAUAUUUGUGGCAUUAAUUUGUUUUUUAGAAGUAUGUUCUAAAGUGGUUUCUUAUGUACAUUAAGGAUACAUAUUUAGAAUCCGAUUGUGGUUAUAUUGGUGGCUCUUUUUCUUAUGUUUGUACAUCUAAUUAAAUAGUAGCAAUAUAUUAUAGGGUGUUUUUUUAAAAACCUUUUACAAAUAUUUUUACCCAUGAUGCUCAAAGUAUCAAUGAGUCUCUUGUGCACUCUCUACAUAAUGAAGUGAAUGUUCUUAAUGCAGGGUGGAAGGUGGCAAAGGGCCUCUUGCAAAAUCACAUUUUACAUUCUAGUCAAUGAGUAUUAACACAAUAGGUGUGGGAAAUGCAAAACAGGUGUACUUUUAGGUAUGUCUAGCCUGGAGAAGGAAAGACUGAGAGGUGCUAUGAUGGUCAUUUCCAAACAUCUAAAAGGCUGUCAGAUGGAAGAUGGAGCAAACUUGGUUUCUGCUGCUCCAGAGGGGAGGACCCAAACCAAUGGCUUCAAAGUACAAGAAUGGAGAUUCUUACUAAAUUUUAGGAAGGUGGUGGACUUUCAUUGGAGGUUUUUAAACAGAGACUGGAUGGCCCUCCGUCAGGGAUUUUAAAGCUGUGUAUUCCUUCAUUGCAAUGGGUUGGACUAGAUGUCCAUUGGGUUCCCUUCCAACGCUACAAUUCUAUGAUUUAAAUACACAUGUUGGAGUUGAGUAUCAUUUAAAUUGGUGGGACUGACUUCUGAGCAACAUGCAUAGGAUCAGGUUGUCUAAAUUUUCCAAAGUGCCAGUUCUUACAGAAAGGCAGAUAAGUCCUUUCUUUUUAAACCCCGUGAAAGUUCUAAUCUACAGGGCUCUUGAAUUCAUUUUACAAACACUGGAAAUUCCCAAACGGUCCAUUUGGACUUUUGAAGAACUUAUUAUGGGCAGCAAAACUUUUUUCUUUGCGGCCACGGGGCCUGCCUUAAUGUUAUGCAUUUUGCGAGAAAAUUGUGUAUUUGUUCUUGUCCUCCCACACAAAGGGCUUCCACUGGCUCCGUUCCACAAUUCAGAAUUAAGAUGCCAUUCGCUUGACUGACGCAGGUUUCGAGUUGUAUUUCCUGAGGCCAAGCCCAAAAUUAAGCCCAGAUGGAAGGCUUGGAAGCUUCAGUUCCCUCCUCUACCAUCCCCUGCUGUAUAACCAAUUUAAUCUAGCUGAGAUGCAGAGAGGGCGGAAACUUCUUCACGCAGCACGGAGUUAAAUUAUGGCACUGGCUCCCACAGGAGGCAGGGUUGGCCACCAUCUUGGAUGGCUUUAAAAGAGGAUUGGACAAAGUCAUGAUGGAAAGGGCUAUCAGUGGCUGCUAGCCAGGAUGGCUAGCCUCUGCCUUCAUGGUCAGAGGCAGCGAUGCUUUUGAAGACUAGUUGCUGGAAACCACAGGAGAGGAGAGGCCUUGUGUGCUCCAUUCCUGCUUGCUGGUUUCCCGCCGGCAUCUGGCUGGCCACUGUGAGAACAGGAUGCUGGACUUGAUGGGCCCGAUCCAGCAGGCUCUUCUGAUGCUCUUAUAUGUGUGCAGCAGGUGAAGCCAGCUGCAGUCAUACAAGGCUGGAUUCUGCAAACUGGGAAACCUUGUUCUGCUUCCAGUGGCUUCCUCAUGAGAGGACUUCAACUGCCCGCCCACCGCAGAAUAGGAAACGGUUGGUUGCACCAUCUCAACAGAAAGGGAGCCAUAUCUGUCAGAGUGCCAGACACAAUCUAAGCCAGGCUUCCUCAAACUUGGCCCUCCAGAUGUUUUUGGCCUACAACUCCCAUGAUCCCUAGCUAGCAGGACCAGUGGUCAGGGAUGAUGGGAAUUGUAGUCUCAAAAACAUCUGGAGGGCCGAGGUUGAGGAAGCCUGAUAAGCAAUGCACUAUGUCAGAGGUGUCAAACUCAAAUUCAUCGGGGGCCGCAUCAGCAGUUUGGUCGCCCUCAAAGGGCCGGUUGUAUCUGUAGGAUGGCAUGCGCUCAAUAUAAAAACAAGUGGAGGUUUCCUGUGUAGAACGGCUGGCGCCACUAGAGGGCAGACGUUCUCUGGCUUGUAGGCUGCCGCGCAUGUGCUGAAGAGGCGGCUUUCUUGUGUCAAAAAAAAAAAGCGAGAAUAAAAGGUGAAGGCUGGCGGCCAGCGGCAGCUACACGGGCCACAUGACGAGGUCUGGCGGGCCGGAUUCGGCCCGCGGACCUUGUGUUUGACACCCGUGCACUAUGUGAUUCCUUGAAGUAUCCCAGAGGUGCAAACACUUAUGACACAUGGUGUGGCUUCUGGUAAGAAUAGGACAAGAUUCUCUCUCCUCUCUCUCUUUCUCUCAUUGCUUAUUUCACUUCUUCUUCUUCUUCUUUUGUUCAUCUGAUAAAUAUAAAUUUAUCAAGCAUUUUCAGGGCAGCUCACAAAAUUUUAAAAGGAUGACAAUAAGAUUGUUAAAUCAAGUUAAUCAACCCAGUCAGUUGCAGUCUCCCUCACAGGGUUGUGGGGUGGGGCAAGUCAGGAAACAGCACAGCACUUUGUAAAUGAUCUACAGUCCUUGCUUGCAACUUGCUUGCAUUUGACUUGCACAGUUGCAGCUUCACAAACUUGGCAGGUCAGAGAGAUUAAAAUCUCUUUCCACUGUGGGCUUUCCUGCCGCACUGAGAGCUUUUCAUCUCUCAGGCUUGCUCUGAGAGCUUCCCAGAGCCUGGGAAGCAAGGCGAAGAGCUUAAAAACUUGCUGCUUUGCUCUGGGCUGGGUGGGACAAGGCCUGUUUGGUGCACUGGCUACACAAAAGUAGGGUUGGUCACACAGGGGUGGUUCUGGGGUUGUUCUAGCUACACUCAGCUUUACACACAAUCUCCGAACCUAACCCCUGCACAAGUCAUGAGUUGAUUGUCUCUCUCUAGGGUGGAGAACCCUCGCAGUCAGAAUGAGGUGGGCUGGGAAGGAGGAGGUAUCUGCCACGGCUAGUUCUUGCAAGUUGCUUCUUCAGCUGUGCCUCCAGGGUGAAGGCCCCUUUCUUGCUCAAACCAUUUGGCUUAAAUCUGCACCCCAAAUUCCUGGCGCAGGUUCCCCGUUAUUUCAAUUUCCACCCAGACUAAUGUUCGGACAAAAGUUGAAACGCAGAUGAAGGCCGGCCUCCCAGACUGGCUGUUUACAGGAGGCGGCCUCUGCCGUGUCACGCAAGGCCCCUGGCCACGUUGCCAGCCCUGAGGCUGCCUUGAAUGGUCAGCAUCUGUGCCUCCAACACAGAUCCAGCCUGCCCAACCUCUCGCUCAAUGCUUCCUUGUUCUGCAAAGCUGGCAGCCAUCUCCGUUGGGCGUUAUCAUGCCAAGAUCACAGCCACAGGCAGAGGCAUGUGACGACUGUUCUGCCAGCUUAAUCCCAUCCACACCCUGCAAGCUAAGUGGAGCGUUGAGCCAGCUGUGAAACUUCUUGAGAGAAAGCCACCUGAGGGCACAUCUGCACAAGUGACUUACACCGGCCUAACCCUUCCUCUCCCCCGGGGAGCAGGGAGUUCUGAGAGGGAGGCAUGGAAGGAAUGUCCUCUACCUCUACGAGAGAAUCUUUGGCAGAAGCCAGCUCUCUCUGAUCACAUCCAGAUGACCUGUUUCUUGAGCUUUCGUCCUCAUUUGUUUGCACAAAGUCUUUGAGGAGGAUAUAGAAACAUCAAAUUGUAGAGUUGGGAGGGAGCCAAAGGGCCAUCUUGUCUCAAUUAUGUUCAUUGCUUAUUGAACAACAAUUGCUUUGGGCAGAGGUCAUGCAACAGGCGUCAUCGACACAGUGCCCAUGGACAGCAUGUUGCAUGCGUCUUAGUAUAUAUCUCCUCAAAACUCACAAUGCACAAGAGGUCAUUUAUUCUUCCUGCUCAGAUCCUGUUUGCACAGCCUCAGCCAAUCCAACAACAUGCUCCCUUAGCUAUGCCUUCCUUUCACUGGUUGCCAGGAUUGGCACUGGGUGCCCACCUUCCCACAAGUGUGGCAGCUGAUGUAGGUUGCUUCCAACCCAUUGAAGAAGAAGACUGCGCUGGGGAGAGCAUGCCCACACAAAGAUGUGGUCCUCCUGUCUCUCUUUGCUGCUCUUUUACAUGUGGCAGCCAUUUUGUGCUGUGCCACACCUCCAGGGCAGCCAUUUUGUGACUGACGCCUACAGCACUUUCUCCAAACUUUUGGUGGGGUCCCCCAUUACAAUGUCACAUCAAGUAACCACUAUUGUACACUUGUCACUUGAAACCAUUUCUCCAGAGCCAGGAGAAAACAAGUUUCUUCCAUGUAACAGCCCUUUAUAUAUUUGAAGAUGGCUGUCAUACCUCUUCUUUCUGGAGUUCUCAAAAGCUUUCAUACACUAUUUUGUGUUGUUUUGGUUGGCCUAAUUAAGCCUAUUGGCCUAAUAAUGGCUUGGGGUUGUAUUAUUUUUAUUUUAUUUAUUGCAUUUAUAUACCACUGUUUCCUCCAAGGAGCUCAAGGUCAUCUGCCUGUUUCUCCCCUUCUUCACAACAGCCCUGUAAAGUAGGUUAGACUGUGAAGCAGUGACCGGCCUCCAAGGAUUCCCAGGGAGCUUCGUUGCGGAGUGGGGAUUCGAACCCUGGCCACCCAAGGCCUAGUCUGAUGCUCUAACCACUACACCACACUGGUUUUCAUUUGAACUCUUGCCUCUUUCUUUCUUGUGAGGCAGGACAACUGAGCCUGGCUGAUAAGACCAGAAAAGGUGCAAAGCAAGGGAACCUGGCUGGGGCCGGGGGUUGUGGGUGUUUCUUCAGAGCACCUUCCCGUCCCUCGCCUUGCCAGAGAGCUGGGGUUGCCUGAGGGACUCGGCCACAAGGCAAAUAAAGCCUUUCUUCUCUGUUCAAAUAGGCAGAGCUCAAAUUCUCAUCCAGCCCUUGUUGGCGUGAAAUGGAAAAGGGCCAGUUCAAGAUAAUGGAUUGUGCUAUCAAGUUAUUGCUUAACAAGGAAAAUAAAUAGUACCCAGCCCUUGUGUACACCCCUCUCAACGGGCGGACAGGUGUUUUGGUGUCCAGUUAAUUCAUCCAGGUCUGACUCUUGCUUCUUCUGGUUCUUUUUCCCCCACAGACCAUGGGUGGUUCCCCGAAAUCUGGCCACAAAAAGGCUGUUUACCUGCAGUGUUUACCCCUCCCCAGUUUAGACGUGCAUUUAUGCUGCUCAGGGUGUCGGAUCAUGCCCACAGAGCACCCGACUGCUUAAGUCUUUAACAGGAUUCUUUAGCUGAGAUCUGUGCAUUGCAAGGGGUUGAAUUGGAGAACCCUGCAAGUGUGGUUCUAGGCCAACAAGUGACUGCUUUGUGUCUCCCUUUAUACAACUCACCAAGGGAAAGGCUUAAGUUUGUUUCAUAAUUUCCUGGAAGAUCAACCAGAUUAUUUCAGAAUUAAUGGUUUCUGGCCAGUGUGCACGUGUUUGUAACCUGGCACAGGGCUUCCAAGCUGCGGUCCAGGCAGCACCAGCUGCCCAUGAGCUUCAUUCAGGUGGUCAUAGGGACUCUGUGGAUUUGUAGUUGGAGACAGCAGGCAGCCCAUCCAUCACGCUAAAUAUUCAUGUUGAUUUUUAAUUCUUGAAGUCUCCUUGUCUCAGACCACUUUAAACUUGGUGGACCACUCAGUGCUUUUUCUGUCUUUUCCAGCAACUGUGCUGUGCUGUGCUAGAUUAGUCAUAGCAUCAUGGAAUCCUAAAAUUGGGUGGGACACCCAGCGACCAUCUAGUCCAACCCCCUGCGAUGCAGAAAUCACAACUAAGGAAUCUGACAGAUGGCCAUCCAACCACCGUGUAAAAACUUCCAGUGAAAGAGAGUCUGAGAUGCCAAAUGAUUUCCAAUCAAUUUUUUCUGCUUUUAUUUAUUAUAUAUUGCACUUAAAGCCUGGCUUCCUCUCUCACUUCCAGGCAUCACCUCUGCUUUCCAUGUGUGUUUGUGAAAGGUGGGUCUUGAGGGCAUGAUAUCUGCAUUUCCAAGGGUCAAACAAAGUCUUCUCUUCCUGUUAGUCUCCUCCAGGUAUCGUCCAGGGGGCCGUUGAAGUGGCGAUAAAAAACGGCUACCGGCAUAUCGACUGCGCCUACUUCUACGACAACGAGGGGGCCAUCGGGGAAGCUUUCGAGAAAGUGUUGAAGGAAGGGCCAGUGAAGAGAGAGGACCUUUUUGUUGUCAGUAAGGUGAGCUGCUCUGCUGCUGCUGCUGCCAAGCGGCUAUGAAUACAAGUCCCUGGGGGAGGCUGGGUCUGAAAUAAGCUUUGAAAGCAAAAUCUAAAAGUCUGAAGUUUCUAGUUCAGAGCUUCAAGUUCAAAUUUCAGAGACUGGAUUUCCAAAUUUGCAUCUUGGUUAUAUAAAAUAAUAAUAAUAAUAAUAAUAAUAAUAAUAAUAAUAAUAAUAAAUAAAUACCCUGCCCAUCUGGCUGGGUUUCCCCAGCCACUCUGGGCAGCUACCAACAAAAUAUUAAAAUACAAUAGUCCGUCAAACAUUAAAAGCUUCCCUAAACAGGGCUGCCUUCAGAUGGUUCUGUUUCCCAUCAUUUGGUGGAUACAAAGGCAAGGAAGUUUACCUUAUUUAUCGCUCCUCAUUUGUCUCGUGUUUUUCCAGAGAAGAUCCCACCAUUGUAUUUAAGCCUUUGAAAAGAAAAGCUUUUUUUAAAAAAAAAAAUUACAGCAAUAUGUAAAUAAAAUUUCCAAUUAUUUUGAAUUCAUGCAAACUUUUAGACAUGCACGCACAAAUUCUGGUUGGGGAGACGGCCUGUGUCCUGUGAUGCUCUGAGGAACAAGAAGAGCAAGGAGGGCUGGUGUCCCAGAGGGGCCUCUGGCCUGAUCCAGACACAAUGCACUUCUAAUGUUCUAACAUGCAUGUCUCCUCGGACUUACUUGAAUGCUCUUCCUUUGGCAGCUGUGGAAUAGCUACCACGCUCCUGAAGAUGUGAAGCCAGCUUGCCUGGAAACCCUGAAGCUGCUGCGUCUGGAUUACCUGGAUCUCUACCUGAUGCACUCUCCCAUGGGCAUUAAGGUGAAAUGGAAGUCUGCCCGGCUGUCCUGAGCAGCUCAUUCUUCCAGCUGUUUCCCCAGAAAGGUCUCUCUUCUGGAAAUGCCCUGCUCUAUCUAAUCUGGAAGUCCCCACCCGAUAGUCCUUGACUGAGCCAAGUUGGCGGGGGCGGGGGCGGGGGGGGACCCUUUGCGGCUACACAGGAGUCAGGGAAAUGCACUCUGCAUCUGCUCAAGGGCAUUUAUGUCUAUUUGCGUUUCGUACGUUUCAGUAGCACCAAGUCUUGCAAUGCAGAAUAAAGGCUGCCUUUGGUCGGCUGGCAGGUUCAGUGUGGGAAGUUUGGAUAUUCACAGGUGGGGCUCACCUGAAGCAAUGAAGCAAUAGGCAGGCAGAUCUGCCCCAUGGAGAGGGAUCCAUGGGGCGGCUCCUCUGCACGAGCCUUGCAGAAAUGAACAGGACCUGUGCAAGAGGCCGGCAGUCGUGUCCCGUUCAUUUCAGUAUGGCUCUUGCGCGAGCAGAGCUUUCCAAACUGUGUGUUGCGACACGUUCGUGCGUCGGCUACAGUGUGUAAAUAUGCCAUGUGAAUGCUCCCCGUGCUGCUCCUGAGGCUGGAAAGGGGUAUAACCUCUGGUUUGCUUGUAUAACUGAAUUGCCGUGUCGCCGAAUGAUGCGAAACUGAAUGAUGCAUGUCUACAAAGUGUCACACCAACAUGAAAAGCUUGGAAAGCUCUGUGCUAGAGGAAUAAUCUGUGUCUCAGGUUCAUCAGGAGGGAAACAGGCGCCACCUGGUGGCAGCUGCAUCCCUUCCUGGUGGCGGUGGCCUGUUUGUGUACCGCAUUUUGCAUGACUAAAUACAUUUGUGCUCCAAUCAGUUCACAUUCUAUUUGAUUAUUGAUCUAUUAAAUUUAUAUACCGUAUUUUUCGCUCUAUAAGACGCACCAGACCACAAGACGCACCUAGUUUUUGGAGGAGGAAAACAAGAAAAAAAUUAUUCUGAAUCUCAGAAGCCAGAACAGCAAGAGGGAUCGCUGCGCAUUGAAAGCAGCGAUCCCUCUUGCUGUUCUGGCUUCUGGGAUAGCUGCGCAGCCUGCAUUCGCUCCAUAAGACGCACACACAUUUCCCCUUACUUUUUAGGAGGGAAAAAGUGAGUCUUAUAGAGCAAAAAUACGGUACCGCCCUUCAUCCAAAGAUCUCAGGGUGGUUCACAAAAUAAAAACACAAAAUACAUAAUAAAGACAAGAACAAGGAAAACCCAUAACGCCCCCCCCCAACACAUUUAAAAGCACAUGGAAUGUCCUUUUAAAUAACUAGCGGGGGUGCGGGUGGCGAUGGUGGGCUGAAACGUGGGAGCAUUAGGGAGGGGGUGCCCUGGGAAGGCAGGGGAACAGGCAAGCAGACCGACAGAGGAGGAGGGGAGAGGGGGAGCAGGGCAGCCCCCCCCCCAUGGCUGUGGAGGAAGUCACUGGCGGGGUGCAAAAGUUCAAAAGAAAAAUAAAUAAAGAAUAGUAAAAAAGCAGUGCACUCUCCCCCUCACACAGAACAUCUCCCAAAGUUCAUGUGGGCUGAUUGAGGAGCGGAUUUUGGCGGUGCCCACUUGCUAGGGCACCUUCCACACGGGCUUUAGAAAGAUACCCACUGCUGACCAAUCCUCUGUCCUGCUCUCUGCCAUGCUCAGCGCUCAUGGGGCACCGCCACUGCCACUUGGGUAGAUUGCCGAGCUGUUGCCCCUUCGUCCCAGCCUAUCAGCAGGUGGUGCCAAGGAGCUCCACCCCACGCUGCUCUCCCCCUUUGCCAGCUGGUGCUGCUGGUCUCAGGGGGGCUGCAGAGGUGGGGGGGCUGCUGGGGCAAAGGUCUCAAGGGGUUCAAUCUGCGCACAUUGAAGAUAAGAUAAGAAGUCUGUGUGGUGGAGUCUUUCAUUGACUUUAUUCAGUACUGGACUGGUGGACUCAGGGAGUGCUCAUGGGUCAGGGGGCACAAUACUUGCCUUGCCCCGGGCCCUGGCAACCCACACUAUGCCACUGGGACCGAUACGUCUCCUUGCCAAGGGCGCAAGGGAGCUUAGGUACACCUGCUGGGGGGAGGGCAUGCCUUGAUGGCUAGCACAGUCUCUCUCUUCCUCAUGCUCUCAUUCUCCUUUGUGUAGAACGUCAAGGGUGAUACCUUGCCCCAGAAGGAUGGGAAGGUUCUGCAGACUGAUGUUGAUUACGUGGACACAUGGAAGGUAAGCGACAACCACUGUGCCUCUUGCCACAAGUUGCCUGCUGGAUCAGAGUCCAGCUGAUAGAGAUACUGCCAAGGAAAGGGGCUCCUGACUUGGGAGUAAACCCCACUGAAUUCAGUGGGCCUCACUUCCAGGUAGUCAUGGCUAGCCUUACAUUGUCAUGUUCCUGUCCUAGGGCCUAGUUCACACACAGACUCAUAGUAAGCAAGAAACACAGGCAGCUUUUUAGAAAGUCCAGCUUGGAUCCCUGGUGGUGGGAGAGAACAAUGCUGCGAGGGCAGCUCACCUUUCUAAAGUCUCUCCCCCCCCCCCCAUCUUUGGAGGGUUGUGACUUCUGACCAGUAAGACGCUGAGUUCGUUGGUCAGGUCCUGCACCUCUCCCAUAGGCCUCCUAAGCACCAUUUUUGCAGAGACUGGCAGGAGAUAAGUGACAGACUAGCCUAGAGAAAUGGCGGGGGCAGGGUGGGGCCCUUCUUCACAGCCCACGCCACCUCAAAACACACAGGGCUACCACUUCACACCUUUGUCUACCAGCCAUCGUGUGUAGAGAAAACACAACCGGAUCUUCUUCCCUCCCAUGUUCCUGUUGCCUCUAGAGUGACCUUUGCCGACCUGGUGCCCUGCAGAUGUUUUGGACUACGACUCCCAUCACCCUUAGCCAGGGACCAGCUGCUCUUAAACUUUUGGACUUGUCCCUUUUCUUGCAGGCUAUGGAGAAGCUGGUGGAUGAAGGUCUGGUGAAGUCUAUUGGGGUGGCCAACUUCAACCAGUGCCAGUUGGAGCGGCUGCUCUCCAUCGCAAGGAUUAAGCCAGAUGUUCUCCAGGUAUCGUUCUUCUUCUUCUUCCAUUUGGAAGUGUCAGAAUUGUAUCCAAUAGGAGGGAGGCCAUGUUAGACAGCCUUGACCAUGGGUUCAAAUUCCCACUUGCUUGAGGAUGCACCUGGUGGCCUUAGAAGCUCAUGUUAUGAUCUCCCAGCAUUUGCUCCCUGGCUUUAUUGAUAUGUGCCACCCCAAUCUCCAAGCAGUGAGAGACUCCAGGGGUUCCACAUGCGUAGCCCGGGUUUGGUUUCCUUGUGGUGUUUUUAGGAUAUAUGGUGUAAUUUGCACAUCUAUACAACCUGAGUGUAAGAUGGAGGAGCUCACAGCAUCAGCACCCCAACAGAUCUUGCUUCUCCAUGAGUCACAGCUUUGGAUCCAGCACAGAGCAAGCUGGUCUCUGUUUCUCUAUCUUCCAGCCUGCUUCCAGCUCAGCUCUGUCUCUCACACUCUGGCUACUGUUCUCUUACCUAGCAGCUAGUGAGCAGGUGGAGGAAACGCCCACCAUCACUUGUAGUUCUUUCAACCUAGCCCAUUCUUUUGGGAUGCUAAUGAGGACACUUAAGUGGCCAGCUAAGGUCUUUGUCUUACAAAAAAGCUUGCCUGAUAGGUCCAGCAACCUCUUCUGUUAGUUUGCCUACCCAUGCUCUAGGCUCUCUCUUUCCUCCACAGGUGGAGCGGCACGUAUACCAGAUCCAGCGCGCGCUGAUUGCUUUCACCAAGGCCAAAAAGAUGGCCCUCACAGGAUACAGCCCCUUGACAUCCCCCAAGCGCCCCUUGUAAGACACUGUCUUUUGUACCUUAAGGGCCCCCUGUUCGCAUCUUCAGUAGUUCCUCUGGCAGGCAAUACUGGGUUGGGGGUGGGAUGGCUAGCCUGCGAAGAAGGGCCUCUGCAGGUGGCUUGUGGGCUUGGCAUGCGUCCUGAUUUCCCUGCACAGCCUAUGGCAGAGAAUAGAUUAUAUCCAGUCUCUAUUGAGCAUUCAUUCUGUUUUCUUUGGGUUGGAUAUUUAUAUGACAAUAAGCGUCCUGCCUCCAUCCCAGUCCCUCCGCGUGUCAUUUGGUCACACCACACUUUCCCAUCCUCACCAUGUUGCAAACCUCCCCUAGCAAACAACCCCCCCCUUUAAAGUGGAUUGUUGUGCUAGGGCAACAGAACCUUUCAACUCACUUUAAUGGUGCAGACACACCCCUACAGUUUGGGGGUGUGCUUGAAUCCCUCCUGAAAAAUAGCGAGAGUCUGGAGGCAACCUGAGUUACGUCAGGACACAGUUCUCCAGUGGAGCUUCAUUCCUAGAAUAAAGAACCAGGUGGAGUGGAGAUGUCUUUAAGACAUCCUCGCUUGCACUGAGCUGUUGGGAGUGAAGGAAGUGUCCCCCAAUCUGGUCAGCUCUUGCAUGUAAAAGGUACAAAACCAGAAUCACUGGAGCAGUCAAGUCCUCAAAGGUGUUGUGCCUUGAUUUACUGAGUUAAAAAGCAGAUGAUUAAUCAGCUGAUUAGAUUCAAAUGUGUGUUCAUAUUACUCUUCUUGAGACACCAAGGAAAGGGAAGAUGAUUUGUAAUUUGAUAAACAAAAACAACCAUCUGUUAGACCUCUAAUAACCUCAUUUUCUCUUUAAUUUAUUGCUACAAACAUUCAGCACAAGCAGAGUAGAUUGAAAACCAGACCCAUCAAUUAAGAUAAGAUAAUCCUCCAGAUUAAUUAGCUAAAGCUUUGGUUGCUUAAUCCACAUGCUGAUAGCCCCGGGCUCCUUUGGAAGGGAGGCAUAGACAUUAAAAAAACUAAUUGAUUAAAAAUGCAAAAGAAAAACAGCCUUAGUUUGAAAGGCUCUUUCCUCUCUAGCCCUCCAGGUCCUCUGGAUCCUAAGAAUGGCAUGGAGGACCCUGUGGUGAAGGAGAUUGCUAAGAAGCAUGGGAAAUCCCCAGCUCAGGUAAAGUGUUCCAGGUGUGCAGGUGUGUGUGGAGGUGUGUGCAAAUAGUUGUGGUUCAAACAGAAAACGUCUCCUUUUUUGCAAGUUGACUGCUUGUGUCAGGAGUUACGACCCAAGAUCAGAGGUGGGUGGGGAAUACAGAGAGCAAGGCAACGGUACCAGUUUCGAAAGUGUUGUAUUAAUUUUGCUUGUCAAAUAAUUCCCAAUCAUGCAACACAGCUACUCAAGCGCUGCAAAGAUUGUUUCUCUAACUAGCCAGCCAGCCUAGUAUCACAGACGGAUGGAUGGAGGAGAACAUUGGAGGGCAGCUCGCUGGGGUGCCGCAGAGCCCUUUCCCUCAAAAUGUCUGCGUCUCUAAAGUACUUACCAUUUUCCUGCCAUUAGUUGUUCAGUCCAAGUCUCUUUGUUGACGAAGGCCCAAGUUGCAUGGCAGGCUAGCUGACAUUGCAUAAUCAGGAUGCUGUUGCCGUUUGUGGAAGACCACUGCCCUGACUAGGCAAUUUCAACCAGUCCUUGCCUUGACAAGCUGUAACUUCCAAGGAAAGGAGAUCGCCUCAAAGUCAAAGCCCUGCUUAUCUGAGAUGGUUCAAAUUGCUGAAAGCGGUUGUUGGCUGAGUUAACAUCCAGUCAGACAGUUUCUCCUUCAUUCAGCAUGUGACUGGUUAUAUUUAAAAGAGUCAUAUGAUAGAGAUAAUGGAAGCAAAAGUGUUGUGAAUACAUGAGUCCACAAGGUUUAUUGAACAAAAUAGCUGUUUUUUAUCAUGGUUCUUAUUGCAUGUGCAGUUUUUCUUGAGCUACUUCUACGGCUUCACGUGAGUUAGAAACAACAAUAAAAAAAUAUCCAGUAAAACAUUUUUAAAAACAUAACAAAACACCAUAAUGCUUUAGAAUGCCUCUUCCUGAAUGGCCUCCUAAUAAACAGCUUCAGGACCUAGGUCAGGCUCUGACUUUGGUGGAUCUCUAGAAGGCCCCUUCCUAAACCACCUCUCUUUGUGCCUUUGCUCUCUGAAGUCAGUGCAGGAGCAAGGAACGGCCUUUGUUGUUGGUCUAAGGAUUGGGGAGGGACCAUAGACUCAGAUAUAUAGCUGCAAAUAAAACAUUUUAAGUGUGCUUUAAGUGAAAUAUACAGUGUGACACUUAAGUGCCUCAGUGCCUAGGACCUGCCGAUCGUAUGGUUGGCGGUUCGAAUCCCUGUGGCGGGGUGAGCUCCCGUCUUUCGGUCCCAGCUCCUGCCCACCUAGCAGUUCGAAAGCACCCCUAAGUGCAAGUAGAUAAAUAGGGACCGCUUACCAGCGGGAAGGUAAACGGCGUUCCGUGUGCUGCGCUGGCUCGCCAGAGCAGCUUCGUCACACUGGCCACGUGACCUGGAAGUGUCCGCGGACAGCGCUGGCUCCCAGCCUCUAGAGUGAGAUGAGCGCACAACCCUAGAGUCUGUCAAGACUGGCCCGUACGGGCAGGGGUACCUUUACCUUCACCUUUACAGUGUGACACUGGAUGGCGAUGACGAGCCUUAGAGAAAAUUCUAUGUAUUUUUAAAAGCACUUUAAAAAAAAGCAUUUUCAGACCAUUUUUUGUAUGUGUGUAGAUUUCACACAUGAAGAAGCUCCCAUGUUCAGUCCCUGACACUUCAGUUAAAAGAUCUGAUGGCAAAACUGGGAAAGACCUUCGAGAACUCUGUGGGCAAAGCAGAUGAUAUUGGGCUACAUCAUCUCAUCUGAUCCUGUAUAUAAAACAGCUCCGAAUCUUCACAAGGAUGCACCAGGGCACAGAAGCUGUAGCACUAAGAUAGGAAGGGGAUGGUAGAUUCUUACAUGGAAGCUGAAUUGACUGGCACUGCAGAACUGCUACUUGCAGUAUCUUGGGGACAUGAGUAAGAAUCUCUUCCAGGUGAGCAGUUGGGGGAAGCUUUUUCUACAACUGACAAAGGAAGAUAAGCAAAGCUGCCUUUCACAGAGUCAGACCACUGCUCCAUCUAGCUCAGUACAGUGGUACCUCGGGUUACAGACGCUUCAGGUUACAGACUCCGCUAACCCAGAAAUAGUACCUCAGGUUAAGAACUUUGCUUCAAAAUGAGAACAGAAAUCAUGCGAUGGCAGCGGGAGGCCCCAUUAGCUAAAGUGGUACCUCAGGUUAAGAACAGACCUCCAGAACGAAUUAAGUUCUUAACCAGAGGUACCACUGUACUGGCAACACUGGCCAGUAGUAUUCAGGCAGAGACAUCUCUCAGCCGUACCCAGAGAGGCCGGGGAUUGUACCUGCAGAGACAGCGACUGCUUCUAUUCAUGCAUCACUAACAAUAUCCACGGACGUAUGCUGGCAGGCUAUAUUAUUAUUACUGAUAAUAUUUAUUUCUAACCACCUCCCUUUUCUGUUUAAAAACACACACAUGAAGUGCUUACAGUGAAGGCUCAGUAAAAAUAUUUGCAAGGCCUUUGUGGUGGCUGUAGUGUUGACAGUGGAGGGGGCACUGACCGUCCCCUGGGUGAGGGCAGCUGGUUCAAGGCAAACUGGGUUGGUGGUCCUGGCUCUUGAAAAAGGCAGGUGUCCAAGUUUGUGAUGAUGAAUGUUGCCAGUUCCCGGACACAGCAAGUACAUGGAGAGUCCAAAUGAUGACCAGUCUCUCCUUAUCGCCAUUGUCUCCACAGAUUCUGAUCCGCUUCAACAUUCAGAGUGGCAUAGCCACUAUUCCAAAAAGCCAGACACCUGCUCACAUCAUCGAGAAUUCAAAGGUAAAGUAGACGUCAAGCUCUUUCUGCUAACACCUUUAAACGCUUCAAGAUGCUGCAGACUGGAGGCUUAAAGGGCCGAAGUUUAGGAUGCUACUUGAAGUAUGAAUUGUGUGAUCUUGCUGUUAAGGGGGCGAGUAAGCCCAUAGAUAUCAAAGCUCUUCUUUUGAAAAAGUGUACAUGAUUAUUUAAAUAUUUGUUCCUUUGGACUGUUAAGCACUGAGAGUAUACCACAUAUUUUAAAUUCGCAUGAAAAUAAAUAUAAAAAUGCAGCAUUAAGCUAGAUCUUGAAAUGCCAUGAUCCAUAAUUCAACUAUCUUGUAUUCUGAGCAGACAAACUGGAAAUUAAUGGACAUGACUAAAUUGGGUCCAUUAAUCUCAGUGGAAAUUACUUAGAUGGUUAUCACCCAAAAAGACCAGUAUCACAGUUAAACAAUAUCAACUUAAAAUGGCCAAUUUAUUUUUUUUUACAAAAGGGAGGGGUUCGCCUUUGUAACCUCAGCCAAAUGGAAGGCCAAACACUGAGUCUUCAAUGAAUUUUGGAGCAUGGGUUGUGAAAGUCUCUUAUAACCCCACAUAAUUUGCCUCCCUCUGACUGGUGUCAAAAGGUAGUUGGGGUGCAGGAGAAAGCUGUUUCUAAAAAAAUAUCCAUUAAUAUCUUUGCUACCAACUUGAAAGUAAGGGGGUUUAAAGUUUCUGUCUUGGAUAUCAGGCCUCCUUUUCAAAGACUGCACCUACUUGCACGGAGCCAAGCCAAGAAAUUCCAAGCAAAAGUCAUUGCUUCUGUUCUUUUAUAGGUUUUUGAUUUCCGACUGACGGAUGAAGAAAUGAAAAAGCUGGAAUCGCUGCACUGUGGGGCACGGGCUGUGGCCUGGGACAUCUUAGGGUGAGUCUGUGCGCUGAAAACAUCGGACACUUUAGGGUGUGCGACAUGUAAUUAUUUUAUUGCCUUAUAUCUCACCUUUUUCUUAAAGAUGCUCAAAGUAUCUUUAAUCCCAAUUUAAUCCCCACAACAACCCUGUGAGGUACGUUAGGCUGAGAGGCAGUGACUGGCACGUGGUCACUGAUGGCCGAGUGGGGAUUUGAACCAUCGUCUCCCAGGUCCUAGUCCAAUGCUCUAACCACUACACCACACUGGCUUCCCAGCACAACAUGGAGAGCAAAGGUGCUGUCUAGGUGGAUGAAACACCCACAUUGGCCUCUGUUUGACCUGUAAAUGGGGGAAAUGUGGCUUUCUUGAGCUCUCUCCGGCUCAGUUUACCUCUGUAGAACAAUUGUCAUGAGGUUGCUGACAGUCAGAUUGGCCAAUGAAGAUGGGUCACAGCUCCUUAGCGAUAAACCCACCCACUGUGUUCAACAGAGCCAGCAACUCAAGUGCUCAGUGGCUGGGAAAGACUAAGCAGAGGCUUGACCUCUGAACUCACAUAGGGGUGGCCAACUUUUUGGGUGAGCGUUCUGCAACUCAAAACCAUAGGAGGCACCACUAACUUUGUUGGGUGCUUUGUUUGUUUAUUUCAUAAAUUUUGUACCUCGCUUGAUUGUUAAAAACACACACCAAAAACCUCAAAGUGGUUUACAAAAGAGAGAAAACAAAAAAAUUACCAGUAGCAACAACUCCUUAAAACAUUCAUAAGAUAAAACCAGCAAUAAACCAAAAACAGAUUAAAAAGCACAGCAACAUUCUACAUGUCUGGUUAGCCUUGUCUAAACAAAAAUGUUUCUAGCAGGAGCCAAAAAGAGCACAGCCAAGUUGCCUGCCUGAUAGCAAUGGGCAGGGAGUUCCAGAGGGUAGAUGCUGCCACACUUAACUUUAGCAUCUCCACGCAGACACGAGGCUUUGUAAGCAUUGUUUAUAUUUGGAAACAGCUGUAUGUGGUAGGAACAACCAGCGGGUUUUUUUGUUUUUGUUUUGGAAUCAUAAUAAUAAUUAUUUAUACCCCGUCCAUCUGGCUGGGUUUCCCCACUCCGGGCGGCUUCCAACAAAAUAUUAAAAAUACAAUAAAACAUCAAACAUUAAAAACAUCCCUAAACAGGGAUGUCUUCGAUGUCUUCUAAAAGUCAGAUAGUUGUUUAUUUUCUUGACAUCUGAUAGGAGGGCAUUCCACAGGGUCAGUCCCACUACCAAGAAGGCCUUCUGCCUGGAGGAACAACCAGCGCUCACAGCAAAGCUUUUAGGUAGAAGAUGCUGCAGGGCUGUCAGUGAUUUAAGGAGUGUUGCUUUUCCUUGCAGGAUGGGGACCCACAAGCACUACCCGUUUACCAAGGAUGAGUGAUUCUGCAAGCAACAGCGCUCACCCCUCCCAGGCUUCAAGGCAUGGAAAUAAUGGAGACGGCUUCUGCAUUUUGCAUCUAACCAAAGCGAGUUGAUUCUGCUCUCCCAAGGCUGACUGCUCCUUGCACUCCCUGUGUCCACUUAUGGGGCAUAAGUGAAAUGAGCACGAGUGGUUUGUCUGCAGUGAGGUCUGGUGCUUCUGCUUCCGCUGGACUUGACCCUGCCCCACUGGCAGAGGAAGGGGGUGCGACAGGUGUGGCCUGCCCUAGGUGUCAUCCCUGAGGGGGGGUGACAUCAGCGUGCCACCCCCCUGGGAGUCUAGCCCUACCCCCAAAUAAACAGCUUGCCCCACAUGUUGGAGUUUAAAUGCUUGACUUUAUAUGCACGCUCAGCUUUCUGAAUCGCACCUGCAGUUUGAAAAGUUCUGUAUGCUUGGGGUGAGGGAGAAUGUUAAGUGUGUUCCAUUUCCCCCCCUCUGAAAGUUCACUGAAUGAAAAAAAUAAAAAUAUUCUCCCAUAGUA
Podarcis lilfordi (Lilford's wall lizard) is the source of this 22931-nucleotide messenger RNA. The record is from the annotation of a GenBank genome assembly. NCBI's taxonomy places the organism in Eukaryota, Metazoa, Chordata, Lepidosauria, Squamata, Lacertidae.